This is a messenger RNA of Larimichthys crocea (large yellow croaker), 2615 nucleotides long. RefSeq names its product MAP6 domain containing 1 (gene map6d1). The record is from RefSeq and is a predicted model, not a curated record. Gene Ontology annotation, molecular function: microtubule binding; calmodulin binding. The coding region runs from base 1045 to 1974 and encodes 309 amino acids. Gene Ontology annotation, biological process: microtubule cytoskeleton organization; cytoskeleton-dependent intracellular transport; regulation of microtubule cytoskeleton organization. Gene Ontology annotation, cellular component: cis-Golgi network; Golgi-associated vesicle; microtubule. Lineage: Eukaryota; Metazoa; Chordata; Actinopteri; Sciaenidae. The transcript has 3 exons.
ACAAUACUACAAGUAAGAAUAAAAAUAAACUUAAGAGUAACAUACAAUACUACACUAUAACAUUUUAGAUAAAAAAGAACAAUAUAGACAAUCUGAAUAAAAAUACAUAGUGUGUUCUAAUACAGGUACUGAAGUGUCACUGUAAAUAGACAUGGCAGACUAUAUAUGACAGUGUGUUGAUUUAAACAAAGUGUAAACAAGAGUAAAGUGACUAGAGACAGGUUAAAGUGACUGGUGUUUUACAAAAUAUUGCACAAUGGGCUAACCUGCAUGAGGGAUCAUGAACAUGGGCCCUACAAUCAGCAAACCCACAGAGCCCACGUGGUGAAACUGAAGAAGCUAAAUGGGAUGUAGCCAUCACUCAUCACUUUAUUAUUUAUUACACCUGUACUCUUUCUACUGUGCCAUAUCAAGGUGUCUUACAUCCAGGGUGACCUCAGGUUGAUGCAACACAUGGCAAAAAAUAAAUAAAAGUUGUAAAAAAAAAAAAAAAAAUACAGUCUAAGUUGAACAUACUUCUCUACCAAGCAACAUCUGAAUACACUGCAUCAUAAUUAUGUAACCAUCACCAUCAGCAUACUGGCAACAGUUAAGGAACAACAGUAUCAGGGAUGGCAAGUGGAGGAGCCGUAAAAGAUCUCCGGGUGAAGCUUGUACUUGCGCAUGCACUUGCAACGUUUCUUUGAUUUUUCAAUCGCAUGAGAUCAAUGCGGACGCUCAGGAGAUGCGGAGAAUCAUUUGCCUCAGAUUCCUCUGCAUAGUGGAGGCACUAUAACAGACCACGUGAGAGGAAUAUUCAAUGACGGUCCCCGACAGACCGGUUCAUCUCUGCUGGUGCUCCUCUGCUGCUGACAUGGACUCUUGGACACUGUGUUUUCUCAGUUCCCCACAAACAGAAGCGGAGGGAGGGCGCUACUUUGUCUGAAUGUAACCUUUGAUCCUUUUACUGUUCUUUUUCUUUGUUUUGUUUUUCUUCUCUUUCUCUUCAUUCUCCGUCUUCUUCUCUCCUCCACAAGUCAAACAGUUUCAGAGGAAGAGGGGGGUAUGGCUUGGCCGUGCAUCAGCAGAGUGUGUUGCCUGGCUCGCUUUUGGAACCAGUUCGACAAAUCGGACCUCUCCGUCCCGCUCACCAUCCAGAACUACUCGGACAUCGCCGAGCAGGAGGUGCGGUCCGUCACCAAACAGGUCUCAGCCUCGGAGCGCGCACCUGGGAAUGACUACUCAACCCCGGACCCGCGUAUCGCCGGCUCCCCUCAGACGCACACAGAUGGCCCGGGGACCCGAGGAUCUUUCAGGGCACGGAAGGAGCCCCGUUAUAAGCCCCGGGAGGACUACCACCCGCCCGGAGUGCCUUUCCCCAGCGUUACGCAGUACAAGCAGGAUUUCAAACCGUGGCCCAUUCCCAGGAAGGAGAAUUUCCCUUGGAUUAGUAACGGGGGAAGCAGGGCGGACAGUGUUUUGGACAGCCCGGUGAACAGUUACCACAACCAGGCACAACCCGGAGAGAGCCGGGGGGAGAGAGAGGAGCGGGGCAGGGGGCAAAGGUGGGGGGAGCAGCAGGGGAUGGAGGAGAGAAAGACCAGCUCCUACAGGCAAGAGUACAGGCCGUGGACAGGGGCAAAACCAGCCAAAAGUGCGAGGAGAAAUCCUCCAGCUCAGUACUCCAGCCCAGGGACAGAGGCCACCAAAGUCCCACGUGAGACCAGCUACCAGGCAGCCUACAGUGCGGAUGGCCAAAAGUCCAUAGGGUUACAUCAGGGGGAGCACGUCAUCCCGUCUGCCAGCACUAAUAUACAACCUGCUGCUGUACCCCAGCCCAUCCCACCAAGCCCCUCCAUCCUCCAGCAGAGCAUCCUGCCUGAGAAGACCGAGUCCAGUGGAACGACCAAGGCAGAGGAACAUCUGGUGAGGACCAAGUUCCCUCCGAACCCUUCAGCUGUCUUUCAAAGCGGAUCGAGGGUCUUCAACAUCUGACAGCCGCGCCAAUUUCCAACCAUUCCACUUUGAUCGGUUUCAGUUUUAAGGAAUCAACAGGGGAAUGAUUUCAGUCCAUUCCACAACACAAGAAUCUAUGCAAGGGAAUGUAUUUGUUGUGAAGCCCGGUGGAGCUGCAGUGUCAGUAUCCCGUGAGGAGACAGAUAGAUAGACAGACGCCUCCCCACUCCCAUACCCAACCACCCUUUUACACUCCUUCCUGCCCCUGUUGCUAUGGAAACGAAUAUGCAUGUAAGAAAAUAGUUUUAAAAUAAGCUUUUUUUUUUUUGUUGUUUGUUUUUGCAGUUAUAGAUGCACAAGAAACUGGCUGCUCUGUGCGUGUUUGUGCGCGUGGUUUGUCCUUCUGUCGUACACAAUGUUGAGUCUGCUCCAACAAUGAAUGACACGAUUGGUCGUUAGGUGUGUAUGCUUAAAGAGUACUAUGUUGCCCCUCCCCCUUUUGGUGUUGCUAGAAAUCUGCUUGAAAACAUGUUAUUUAUUUCCUCAGUAUUCAAUUAGUUUGCCAGUUUGAGAAAGUACUGUUUGGUCUAUUAUUUUGUAAAUCUAUUGUUGAAGAAAAAGAGCAAAUAUAUGAUGUAAGUGAAAUUAUAAUAAAAGAAUAUUAGGUUCUUAGCACUUUC